Messenger RNA from Drosophila melanogaster (fruit fly), 651 nucleotides. RefSeq lists its product as uncharacterized. Gene Ontology annotation, cellular component: extracellular region. Lineage: Eukaryota; Metazoa; Arthropoda; Insecta; Diptera; Drosophilidae. Gene Ontology annotation, molecular function: chitin binding. The coding region runs from base 37 to 573 and encodes 178 amino acids. The transcript has 2 exons. The record is from RefSeq and is marked reviewed.
AAGUUCUACUCUGUCGGAACGGGUAAUUUUUAAAACAUGAAAGGUUUUCAGAUAAUCGGAUUACUUGGAUUGUUUGCACUCCUUGUAAGUGGAUCGACCUCGUCUGGAGAAGAUACCAACAUCAAACUAACAACAGACGAAUCUACUACUGUGGAGGAUACCACGGAGGUUUUAGUCACAACACUACCACCUCCAGUCCUGUGUGCUGAUGAAGAUCUGUUUCUCCCAGCACCCGACUGCAGAGAGUAUUAUCAAUGCCUGUACGGUGAGGGAAUUUUAAAGAUAUGUCCAGACGGCCUCUAUUGGGAUCGGGAGCUGAAUGUUUGCGCCUGGGACUCACAGCAUUGUGCUGAUGACAAGAACGAGACCACCACACCAUCGACCUUGAAUUGCGCAUCCGGGUUACCAUUUUUGCCCUAUAUACCGGACUGCACUAAGUUUAUCCAGUGCGUCUACAAUAUUGGCUUUAAACUAAGCUGCCCGAGUGGUUUGUAUUGGAACCAACCUCUUCAAUCGUGUGACUAUACCUGCGAUAAUGCGAUUGAGUUCUCUGGCGCACACCAAGUGCAAUAACCGCAAAUUUAAGAGGUAGUAUUUUGUAACACCCAAAAAUGUACAUUAAUACCAAGCAAAAUAAAGAAAUAGCAAUAC